Messenger RNA from Gordionus sp. m RMFG-2023, 13730 nucleotides. RefSeq lists its product as uncharacterized. The coding region runs from base 219 to 13058 and encodes 4279 amino acids. Gene Ontology annotation, biological process: regulation of gene expression; chromatin remodeling. The record is from RefSeq and is a predicted model, not a curated record. Gene Ontology annotation, molecular function: ATP hydrolysis activity; histone binding; ATP binding. Lineage: Eukaryota; Metazoa; Nematomorpha; Gordioida; Chordodea; Parachordodidae. The transcript has 43 exons. Gene Ontology annotation, cellular component: chromatin; nucleus.
CAAAAUAAAUCUAAUUUAUAUAUUAUCGAUGUUGUUGUUUACAUAAAAUAUCAUUAUUUUGUUUAUUAUUAUUUAUUUGUUUUGAACAAUUUUUUUAUUUUUACUAUCAAUUCCUUGCGAUAAGGAGACGAAGUGACGUGUGAAUUGCAUUUAGAGUCAUUAUAAUGCCUUAUCAUUAUUGCUUGUCAAUACCACAAUAUUCAUAAAACCAAUAUAAUAUGAGUUCUUCAAACCAAUCUUCUUAUCCUUCCCAUUUGAACCUUACACAACCCAUAAUUGGGGGUAAGACAUCUAGUUUUUUGGAUGAGCUCAAUGAUAUGCCACCUCCAGCAGCCUCAUAUAAUAUUCCCAAUAGACAAAAUUAUCAUCCUUUAAACCAAAUGUACUCUUCUAAUUAUAAUAUACAAGCUUAUCAACCUUCAAAUUCACAAAAUUCUAACCAGUUACAGCAACAGCCAUUGAAUUUAUUCGAUGCCAAUUCUAAUUUUCCAGUACAUGGCAAUAAUAAUACUGUUGGUAUAUCUAUUUAUAAUCACUCAUCACAAGCCAUGGAAAUUAACAAUAGCACACUCAACCAGAUACCAUACAGAUCAUCUCAUCCACAAAAUAAUUAUUAUAAUAAUUAUCUACCUCACCAAACUCCACAUAAUAUAAAUAAUCAGUCUUAUUAUCCUGACAAAACUGCCACAAGAAUACCCAUGCUACCUUACCAAGAUAACCCUUUAAUUAUUCCAAACCAAAGGCCUCAAGAGAUAAAUUUUAAUAAUUUGCCCUAUCCAAAUAAUUAUACCAAUGCUCCUCCUGUAAAUAAGAGAUUUAUUCCUGUCAACCAGACACCUACCGAAGAUUUUACCAGAGCCCCAAUGGUGCAUCCCUCUUUCAAUCCUCAUCAGGGUCAGCCCAUGCAUCAUCAAGCUAUGCCCAUAAGAUACUACAAUGAUGGAAGGGGUGACAUUAAUAUCUUGAACUAUCAACAAAGUACACCUCAAGGUAUGCCUCAAUCUAACAAAUACAUUCCUAUUACCUGCACUCAUCUAGCUAUUAAAAAUGAAUAUUAUAACCACCCUCAAAUUUUAAAUGAUAGAAAACCUCAACAACCAAGCCCUUUUCUUGCUCAAAAUAAUGCAAAGCCACCUACUACUAUUUUUAACAGGCCCCCUCUCCAAAAUUCAUAUAUUAAUUUUCCCAAUUCAUAUUCAGAUUUCAACAAUAGCAGCUAUAAUAACUCAAUUAAUAACAAUUCUCUCAUGUUAUCAAAUGCUACAAUAGACCAACAAAAAUUUGCUUUCAACGAGAAUGAUCUUACCAAAAUUAUAAAUAGAUCAUACAUAGCAACAACAAAAUCAAAUGAAAGUUUUUCUACUGCCUACAAUCAAGCUAUAUCUACACUACCAUCACAAAACAUCAUGGUAAAUGAAAAUAUUGGCAAACCAUACAUUAUUGAAAAAUAUCCAUUAGGUAAUUUAGCAUCUUUAAUAACACAGGGUGGUUCAUCCAUAAAACAUUACCCAAUGGGCCACACCUUUCCAAAUACCACAACAUACAAACAAUCCUUUUUGGACUCCCUACGAGACCCUGAAAUUUAUGGUUUGGAAGAUAAAAUUCUGCCAAAAUGUGAACCAUUUCAACCCACACUAAAUUUGGGGAUGGCAUCAUCAACACCCUCUAUCCAAAAAAUCAAGGAAGAGCCUACACUACUUAAACAUGAAUCAGAUAUAACUGUCACAAGAUAUGCUGCCUACCCUACAACAUUAUUAAAUCAAAUACCUGGUGCUACCAUGUAUAAACCCCCCAUACAAAAUAUUAGUCAUUUGCCUAUCAAAAUAGAAGAACAUCAUUUAUCAAAAGAUAUGCUAAUUGUUCCAGAGAUUAAGUACCCACCUCUCAAUAGGAGUUUUGUAGAAAACUCUCAAUUCUCUGUCAGGACCUCUAGGCCAUCUCAUACCCCAUCUUUCCAAAGUCUUUUGCUUGACCAGGAUAUAGAGUUUCCUACAUCCCUUAAUUUCCUGCACAACAAUAAUUCCUCACAUCAAUUAUCAACUAGUACACUUGUUAGACAUGCAGAAUACAUUAAGAAAGAACCACUGAAUGAACCAAACUCCUUUAUGAUACAAGACACUCUCAAUCCCUUAGUGGUGUCGAGCCUUGCCUCGCGCGCUUCGCUCGAUUUGCAUGCUUCCUAUCGUUCGCCCUCGCAUCCAAAUGCCCAAGCGAUGGGUUCAUUUCACCCAGCUACCUAUGGCACGAACUUCGGAGUCAGCAAUAACGAGCCCAAGGCCCAGCCCGCAAACUCAAAAUCUGGCCUCGAACCCGUGGUAUCUGGCUCCGAACUCAGUUUUAAACCAGCCCCCAAACGUAAAAAAAAGGAGCGUAAAAUGGCCGACGAAAACACCGUAGCUUUACCUAAGACCCCGGCUCGCCCUAAAAAGGAGGGACCCGUUAAGAAACGUAAUAGUAAAGUGCCCACCAUCUCGUCUUUUAAGACGGAAGAGGAAAAAACCAUCAAUGAUUCCCUUAAUGACCUCUUAUUAGAUCUCUCUUCCUCUCAACCCAGGGAAACCCUUUCCUCCUCUUCGACCUGUAGUCUGGUUAUGAUCCCAGUCGGAUCGUCUCCCCCUGCCCAUUCGCCCACCUCCCUCUCAAUAUCGACUUCGCUCACUAACAUCGCUAAUAACGUAUCACUGGGGACCGGCGGAGGUGGACCUGCCAAUAUAUUAGCAAGUUCGGUCACUUUCGUGGUCAGCCAGAAACGCAAAAAAACCGAUGGUUCAUUAUCCUUGGAUCGUGGCAGCGGAGCUGAUAUCGAAGCAGCUAGUGUGGCUGGCAACAAAGAACCUGGGUUGACAGCUGACGUGGACCCGGCUUAUCGGAUAGAAAAGGGUGAUAAAAAUACGAGUUCGGACGAGUUUUCCUCUGGCCCAGCAGGUAGCGGAAGUGGAAGGAAGAAAUCAAGGCACCGACUCAUAAAAUUGAAAACACCUAUCGUCGUAGGCACUAGAGGUCGCAAAAAGGGUUCGGCCCGAUCCUCUUCCAGUCGAAAAGAGCGAAAAUCAGGCGGUAAGACACCCAAAAGAGGCAGAAAACCGAAAAAAGAUGGAGGUGAUCUGUCGGCCGAUUACUGCGACGACGAAGUGACUGCCGAAGAUGACGCCAGUGAUGAUGAAUACCGUGAUACCACGGUCAGGGCCUACAGGGAUUAUUCUAGGAAGAAAAGCGAAAAAUUAGAUGUCGGGAAGAUUGGGAAUACUGAAGAAAAUUAUAAUGAUAACGAUAAUCGAGAAGAAAAUGAAACGAUAGUCGCCUUAGUGGGAACGGAAGAUGUGGAUAUUUCUUUUAUUGAGAAACGUCGAUCCGCGAGACAAGUUAAACGAAAGGUGUACAUGGACGAAGCCAUGGAUGACGAAACCUUCGAGCGGGAAAUCAUGCACGCACCCACUAAGAAGAAAUCGAGUGCCAGAAAUCUCCAAUCUCUCACCUCCUCUUCUACCAAUGUUGAUUUUUUCAGUUCUGAUGCCAUUAUGGAUGCCAUCAUUGUUCAAGGAGAUUCAAACCCAGAGACGAAUUCCAAUAUUGGGCUUGUUGAUUUAAAAGGAGAUUUUUCCCAAACCACGGACUUAGCUGGACUAUCAACGGAUAAUAACAAUACUAUUGCAGGAAUAGAUAACACGACAACUCUUCCUAACAUUAAUAACAUCGUAGGUGAUAACUCAUCAAUCCCUCUUACUAUGACGACUUCACCCUCAAUAGCUGUGCAAUCUGAUUCGUCUCUACCCGUUAAAUCACUCAACACUCCCAAGAGUGAGCAUAUGGGAACAAUUGAAGAAGACGAUCAUUCUGAACCGCUUAACCCUUUAGCGGACCUGAGGCGAAGGAGAAAACUGGAAGGCCCACACUAUAAGCCCGAAAUGGUCAAUGUGACUACAGAAUUCGGCCGAUCCGCUUUGGCUCUCUCUCAUCGUUUAAUCAAAUUGGAAUCAAAGGCCGCCGGAAAUAUUCACCGAAAUUCAAAGGAAACAUCUAAGGGGGAUGAAAGGGAUUUCUCUAGAGAACCUCUUCCACCAUUGGCCGUUCCCUACAUUUUCGACGAGACAUAUCUUUUGGGUGGAGGCUACGAGUCCCUGGUUGUGGAAAAAAUUAUGGAUUCUAGGAUAGUUACCAAGGUCAUGGUGAGCACAGAUGACGAAGUCAUUAUGAGAGCUAAUAAACUCGAAGAUACUCCUCAAGUCAACAAUAAUACCGAGGAAGGAAUUGUUAAAGGAGCCACGAAAAUUGAAAGCGUCGAACCUACCCCGGAUAAAGGACACCAAUGUUCUGAGAUGAUCCAAGUCGAUUUCAGUAUCGCCCCACCAGAUGUGGAUUCCGCUAAAGAAAAUCGAGUUCCCGAUAUCUUAUUAAACAUAGAUAAUGAUGAUAAAGCUGCCUCGAUCAAUUUUAUAAAAUUGGAAGCGUAUAAAUCUACACUAGAUACGAACGAGCGGGUAACUGAAGAGAUCACGGAUAAGUCUGUUACGAUAGCCAUCGAAGCAAAGAUUGAAGAGGAAUAUCAGUUAAUAACCACCGAUACUAAUAAUAUUGUUAACGAAAAUGAUGAGAAUGAAAGCAACGUAGAAAUACGCAGCCUUGAUAAAGUUUCGCUUAAAGCGGGAAAAAAUAAAGAAGCGGAAACGUUACUUACCAAAGGAAAAAGGGAAAUAACGCGUCAGGUGGAAGAGUUUUACGUUAAAUUCAAGUACUUCUCUUACCUUCAUUGCCUAUGGCUCGAUGAAGACACCCUGUCUUUACUUGACAAACGAGGAGCUUCUAAGAUUAAACGGUACAGGGCCAAAAGGAAAGAAUUUGAUUUGGAUCUACCUGGCAAUAUAGGAUAUAUGGACCUCAACGAAGAAGUUUUCAACCAAGAUUUCCUGGAGAUCGAACGUGUGAUGGCCGAAGACGUCUUCGACUAUUCCUACUUCGAGAAUUAUUUGCCCUGCAAUUAUUAUUAUUACGAAGAAAAUCUGGCCCUACCCAACGAUCAAGAAUUAGAAGAAAACGCGCAGCUCAAAAGUAUCGAUUCGGUCGUUAAUAAGAUUGGAGAAGUGGGCAUAGUUAAAGCCGAAGAAAUCGCCAACGAUAUUCGACCUGCGCUGAACGGGAAGGAAGCAAUUACGGCGAAAACGGAAGAAAUUAUAAACGAUAUUAUUCAUUCGCACCGCCCGAUACCUCCACCGCUUAUCAAAUCAGAGGAGACAUAUGACAAUGCCGAAACCGCGGAAUUAUCCAUUCAAGAAACUAAAGGUAGCUCCAAAAACGAAGUUUACCAAGACCACCCAUCCCGCGCCAAUACAGGGGAUCUCAAAGAUAAUAAUAAGGUAGAUGAUAAAUCUGCUGUGAUAAAGAAAACCAUGUCGCUCCUGGAUCAAGAGAUCGAUGUAGCAGAACCCGAAAUCGCAAAAAUGGAAACUAAUUACGAGUAUGAUAAAGAUGAACAUCGCCAACCCGGCGAAGUCAUAAACAGCGAUAUCAAAACGGACGAUAUAAUCCCCUCUUCAUCUACUGAUAAUCCUGAUCGGACUAAGGUAGCUCCUCCAAUUUUCGCGGCUGAAUCGAGAGAAGGUAAGAUAUACUUGGUGAAAUGGAGAUCAAUGUGCUAUGAGGAUAUAACUUGGGAGAGGGAGGAAAAUGUGGAUAAGGCAAAAAUUAUGGCCUUUAGGAGAUGCCAGAGGGUUCCCAGAAUAUCCACCAAGCGUAUACCCCGACCCGAUCCAUCCAUGUGGAGGAAAAUAGACGAUACCAUUGAAUUCAAAAACGGAAACAAACUCAGAGAUUAUCAGCUAGAGGGCGUGAAUUGGCUUUCUUUCUGUUGGUACAAUCGACAAAAUUGCAUUCUCGCGGACGAGAUGGGCCUAGGUAAAACGGUCCAAUCGAUUACCUUUCUCUUGGAAAUGUACAAGGCCGGCAUCAAAGGGCCUUACCUUAUUUUGGCUCCCUUGUCGACCAUAGCCAAUUGGCAGAGGGAAUUCGAGAUGUGGGCUGAUCUCAACGUUAUCGUGUAUCACGGCAGCUCUUCUAGCAGACAAAUAGCUCAGGAGUACGAAAUGUAUUUCAGGGAUUCCAAAGGAUACCGUUUAGGCGAUGUGUACAAGUUUCACGCACUCAUUACUACAUACGAAAUUUUGAUGCAGGAUUGCGAGUUGCUCAAAAAUAUUUGGUGGAGGGUUAGUAUAAUCGACGAAGCCCACCGGCUCAAGAACGUUAAAUGCAAACUCAUGGAAGGGAUCAAAUCGCUUAAAAUGGAGCAUCGUGUUUUAUUGACGGGUACCCCUUUGCAAAACAACAUUGAAGAGCUGUGGAGUCUUUUAAACUUUUUGGAACCUGUCAAGUUUGCUUCGUCUCAAAAUUUCUUGGCUGAGUAUGGUACGUUAGAUACAGAAGAACAAGUCACGAAACUCCAGGAUCUUCUAAGACCAAUGAUGCUGAGGAGGUUGAAAGAAGACGUCGAAAAAAGUUUAGCUCCCAAAGAAGAAACCAUUAUAGAGGUCGAGUUGACCAACAUACAAAAGAAAUACUACAGGGCUAUCCUCGAGAAAAAUUUUGAGUAUUUGGCCAAAGGGACAAGCUCGAGUUCCAACGUUCCAAAUCUCAUGAACGCCAUGAUGGAACUAAGGAAGUGCUGCAUUCAUCCUUACCUCAUUAAAGGUGCCGAAGAUAAAAUAUUAUCGGAAGAAUCGCUUACUAAUAAUCCCCCAGGUGAGAUCAAAGAGGAGAAAUCCCGUCUCAAUAACGCGAUAUCCGAAGAAACGGCGUUCAAACUCUUGGUCAACUCAUCCGGAAAAUUGGUUCUGAUAGACAAGCUUUUGCCAAAGCUAAAGGCUAAUGGCCACAAGGUCCUCAUAUUUUCCCAGAUGGUCAGGUGUUUGGAUCUCCUUGAGGAUUACCUUAUCUAUAAAAGGUACCCAUUCGAACGCCUAGACGGUCGCAUCCGAGGCGAUUUAAGACAGGCUGCUAUCGAUAGAUUCUGCAAGAAAGACAGCGAUAGAUUCGUAUUCUUACUAUGCACCAGAGCCGGAGGGCUAGGCAUUAACCUGACAGCGGCCGAUACUUGCGUUAUAUUUGACUCUGAUUGGAACCCUCAAAACGAUCUCCAAGCUCAAGCCAGAUGCCAUAGGAUUGGUCAAUCCAAACGCGUGCAAAUAUACCGCUUGAUCUGUCGAAACACUUACGAAAGGGAGAUGUUUGAUCGGGCCGGGAAGAAACUCGGGCUCGACAAAGCCGUUCUUCAGUCGAUGAGGAUGAAUUCCGCCGGUGGUACCGAGAAUAACGUGGAAGGUGGCAAAGAUUUCCCGGGAGGACUUAGCAAAGGUAUUAGCAGCAUCAACCAACUAUCCAAAAAGGAAAUCGAGGAUCUACUCAAAAAAGGGGCUUACGGUGCCUUGAUGGACGAUGAUCAAGCUGGGGACAAAUUUUGUGAGGAGGACAUAGAACAGAUACUGUCUCGUAGAACUCAAGUCGUCGUGUUAGACGAAGCCAGUGCCCUGAACACGGGGGAGGACGCUGCAGAUGGGACGAAGGAAGGGGAGAGGAAAAAUUACUCAUCCACUUUUGCAAAGGCUAGUUUUACGGCUGCUGGAAAUAGGAGCGAUAUUGAUAUAGACGAUCCCAACUUUUGGCAAAAAUGGGCCGAAAAGGCGGACAUUGACGUCGACAAAAUUCAAAAUAAGAAAAACAAAUCCAUAUCGUUCGCUAUCCUCGACCUUGAAGAGGAGGAUGAAUUCAUAGAAGGGGAUACUGAGUCUAUGCUGAAGAGAUGUUUUCAACAAAGGCGAUCGAGAAGACAGACUGCCAAGUAUGGUAGGGGAGAUGCCGCCUUGCUAGAGCCGAAUGGUGAGGACCGAUUUGGUGAUUCCGGAAGCGCCAAAGGUAAAGCGGAUAAAGUCGACGAUUACUAUUAUUACAACCACUUAUCCGAGGACAAGAAAAAGUCGGGAAAAUUCAAAAAGAACAAAAAAGGCAAACCCGGUAAGCUCCUCAGACAACAGAUUGGAUUUUCCACUCGUUCCAAAGCCGGAGGCCGGUUUUCCGAAGAUACCGGUUCGGUUUCCGAUUUUGAAUUGAACGACGAGCUAACUAACGAAACAACGAGGAGGGAUAUGCGUGGGCUAGAGGAGGACGAUGAAAUGGAAGAGGAAAUGGAUGGAAGCGAUUCAGAAUUCAAGGUGGCUAAUGAACCUAGACUUUUAGCUGCCGCGGGUAUGCCUAUGGAGAUUAUCGCCACUGCCUGUGGUAAGAAGAAGAGACGAUUUAAAGGAGGGGUCGGCGGAAGGAUCAAAGGAAGCGGCGGCAAGAUCAAAGUAGGAGGUAGUAUCCACGGUAGGGAUAAAAAGAAAUUUGAAAAUACUGUCAACGUGACCGAUGGAGAUGAUAACAACGCGAGCCAAAAGGUAGAAGAAGAUUUUUCCGAAGCAGACGACGGUUCCGAAACUCGAUGCGAUUGGUCUGAUGAAGGUGCAUGCGCCGAAGUCGAUCUGAGCACGCGUAGAUGGGGUAGGGCUAUUUGUUUCAGGGCCGAAAAGGGACUAACUACUUAUGGCUGGGCCAGAUGGGAUGAUAUAUUGAGAGACGAUUUUGGCGUAGAACGAAGUUCCCUACCACCUUCAAAUCAACAAGACGAUAUAUCAGAUAAUACCCAGCUAAUUUCCAAGAAUGAACUAAUGGAUUCUCCUCCAAAAACAGUUUCACCUGAAGGAACUCCAGCCAUCAUAAUCAAGCAGAUCGGCGACGAGGAAGCGUUAACCGUGACAGAAUUACCCGCGGAUAAUAAAAAAAUAGAAAAUAUAGGUGAAGUUAACGAGGUUAAAAAGGAUAAAGCUUUACUAUCUUCCAGAGGGAUGAACCAAGCUAAACUCGAAGCACUUUGCCGAUUACUCAUAUUGCAUUGCCUAAAGCACUACAGGGGCGAUAGAAACAUAAAGUCUUUUAUGUGGGAACUUAUAGACCCCCUGCAACAUAGGAGGGUAAUAGAGGCUCAAAAGUUAUCCGAAAUUGAAACAUCCAAUAUUAACGACGUUAGAGAGGAAGAUACUUUCAAAGGUGGCAGUGGGGGUGGGCACAAGUUCAAGAAUCAUUCAGGUCUGUCAGCCCCUGUCCCUCGAGGCAGAAAGGGCAAAAAGAAACCUCUAAUCACGUCGAUGAUUUCUUCAGAAAUAACCAGUUCAGACCUCGAUCAAAUUAUCCCGUCCGAUGGCCAAUCUUCUCCUCUCCCUCUUGAAGCCGAGUGGAGUUCAAACUUUGAUACCGAAAAGCUUCUAAUCGACCUUGGUUAUCGACGCCAUUUACAGAGACAUGCUAAUAAAAUACUUCUACGGGUUCGGAUGCUUUACUACCUGCGUAGCGAAAUAAUUGGUGACGUGGGCGAGGACAUUUUGAGUGGCCGAGGGCCCGAUAUAUCUAAGCUGAGCAUUCAAUUACCAUCCUUCGUAGAUCCCGAAAUACCCGCUCCUUGGUGGAACGCGCAGGCCGAUAAAUCUCUGCUUGUCGGAGUUUUUAAACACGGUUACGAGAAAUAUGAAGAGAUGCGGCUCGAUCCAUAUCUAUCCUUCCCCUCGUUAUUCUUACCUAACAAUGGUAGCGAUCUACCUUCCCUUCCAGUAUCAACGCCUCCCAUAAUCGACGACUGCCAAAAAGCGUUGAGAAGUUCGGUCAAAAUUGUCGCCAGCGAAACGGUGGAUUCUCAAGCCCAAGAACAAGGAAUCCCAGAGGAAAAACAUCCUCUUGCUAAAAAGACCCAAUUGGACGUUGGAAUUGAUUCUGGAACGACUAAGAUGGUUGUCGAGGCGGAAAACGGUGAAUCAGAGAAUAAGGAUAUGAGCGGGAGAUGGCCCAUCCCUUCAGCCCUGACCUCUAGGUUCAGGAGAAUCAUAACGGCUUAUCAACGGGCUCACAAGAAGUUGCUGAUGAAAUUUGAGAAGAACAACGAAAAACGCGAAAGACUGUUGAAAGAACAAAUGUCGUUCAAAACGGAAGAAUCUCCGUCUGACCCUAAAGCUUUGUUUACUUCUCGAAUACUUGCGCGGGCCGUAUCCCGUUUGGAAGUAUUUGCACCCUCUCGCUCAUCUAAUAAUACCUUAUCAAGACUAGGCUGCGAUUGGUCUGCUAGGGACCAAUCAGAAUUUCUAGCCGUUUUGAUGGACACUGGCGUGCUGGCCAAUCGUGAGGACGCAUCUAAUGCUCACACUUCAAGACGUACAAAUAGUGCUGGUGCAGAUAACGAAGAGAACAUGCUACUGUCUUGUUACGAAGCUGUUUUUGAUUGGUCUGUUUACAGAAGGUUUCACGGGUCCGCCUUCUCAAGAAAGGCCGACGCCCAUUUGGAAGAAUUUUUUGUUUCCGCUUACGCUAAUUCCGUCAAGACUCUGGGAUUACAACUCACUUCCUUUGAAGAACGUGCCUUGAAAUUCUGUCCGGAUCUUAACUUAAACCCCGAAAUAGCCUGCCAGUUUCUGGACUCCGUGGAUUUGCUUAACUGCGUGAGGGUCGAGCUUCUCUCUCAUCACCCGUCACUUGAUAAGGCUAUUUCGGCGCUCCCUAGAGGCCCUAGCGCUUUCGCGAAAGAUCUUUUUCCCCAAGAUUCUGCCGAGAGAUCACCCGAGAAAGCCAAUGAUAACAAUAGGGCUGAUAAAUUUAUGGCUGAACAGAUGCCCCUAUGGUGGGACAAUGAGAUCUUCGACAGAGAGAUGCUGAUCGGGGUAGCUUGUCACGGACUUGGGAACGUGGCCGAAACCAUUUUUUCCAACCCGGCCUUUUCCUUUGCCGACAUGAUGAAGAAACGCAGGAAUAUCAGGGAUAAAAAUAACUCCGCGAUCAAUUCCGUGGCGCUCACCAUCAAGCAGCUAUUGGAUAAGGUCUCCAUUAAUGUUCACGAGCAAGGAGCUCAGCAGAUAUCUGAAAUGGACGCCAUCCCAAACUUGGAUAAAUUUAUGGCCACGUUACAACAGCAGAAAUGCGACAAAAUGGAUAAGUUUCCUCAAACCUCGGCAAUUGUUCAAAGAUUAAGAUCAAUUUGUGAUGCCGUAUUUGGAAGACAAAAUUGGAUGCGGAGAGAAAGAAAGAUUGAAAAUGCUCUUCCUGAUACGAAGCCUUCCAAACUUCCCAAACCAUUCGAGGAACUAAAGUCUUUAGAUCCUCUGGCCAAAAAGGAUGACAAAUUGAACAUACCACCUUCUCCCGUAGUUAACAAACGUAGGCGAAUUAAGAAAGACGAUUUGUUGGCUCAAAAGGUUCAAAUGUUCAAAGCCGCCGUCUCGAAAAGGGGAGGAGCUGCUUUCAAUGCCAAUAAUAAUGGUUCCGAUCACGCAACACCUGAUAGAAAUUUCGGCAAAAUUAAUCCACCGGAUACUGGCGAUAAACCUUUCUUGCCCAUGCCCCUACUCUCCUCAAUCUUCCCUGGUUCUUCUAACUCCAGCAAUCAACAACAUAAUCCAACAAUCUCGGCCAGAACUCUUAGAAAUAAUUCUAGGGCAAAAACCAAUCAAAAUAUAAAUUACGCCGAGUUGGAGGAAGAAGAAGAGGCAGCUUGCCUAUUGGAUUACCAAGAGAAGAUGCAAAAGUUUUUGUUCGAAAAAUUUGGUCCUUUUGAACCCCCUAAAUCCCGCGGUUCGGGAGGGAAGAAAAAAAAUGACAAUUUCCCUCCGGAAAAUUUCCUACCCCCUUUUCCGUUCUUACCUAUGCCCCCAUUGCCCCGUGGUUUACCUAUCCCUCCGAAUUCAUCUUCUGGAUCUCACCCCGAAUCGGCUAGAGAAGCGGCCGCUUUCCUUGAGAUGCUUUUAGCGGCAGCCAAAUCCGACAACGUGAAUUAUAAUGCACCCGCAACUGCCAAGAAAUUACGCGAUGAACUAACGGCGUCUAGUCCAUACGAAUCAGAAUCAGCUCUCGAUCUUUCCAAAAAUCUUUUCAGAAAUUUAACUCCUAACUCUAGAACUCAUUCAUCCCCAUUGCAACGGGAAAGCGACAGAAAAUCUAAAGGAGACUCACAACAUCAUCACCCACAACAAGUUCCAACUUCUACAUCCUCGUCCAAAAAAAGACGUGGCGGAGCUGUGCCCAAGGAAGAAAUAAAACCACGUCGCCUUAUCUCUAAAGAAAAUCUUAGUUGCGAUUCCAAAGAAUCGCCCAAGGAGAUUAUGAAAGAGGUCAAAGAAAUGUCUCAGAGCGAACCUCAAGAAUGGCGUGUACCACCUCCUCCACCCUUUUUCCAUCCAGCUUUUAUGUUCGGCCCGCCCCCAUCCCAACAUAACUUUCCUUCUCAUAACUUUCCUCACUCACUCCCUUCACACGUCCCCCCUCCGUUUUCCCCCGAUGCAGCUUCGGCCGCUUGGAAAUCGAUGAUGACAGCCAUGAUGGAAAACGAAACCUCACCUUCUAUGGGAGGUGCUUCUGGUAGUAAUAGUAGUGGUUCGAAAAAACGGGCAGGAAAAGGCCGCAGAGUUCAUCCUCUAGAACCAGAUGGCGCUCCUCCUGGAAUGCCUUUUUCCCCUUUUGGACAUCAUAUGCCUCCCCCUCCUUUCCCACCACAUCUUCUGGCCGCCGCCUUAGAGGAUUAUUUUUCCUCCGGCCCUCCUCACGAUUCACGUACCCACGACGAUUCGAGAUCGUCCUCUUCUCCCAAAGAUAUGGAAUUCCCGCCACCACAUUUUCCCUCUAUGUUCGCAUCGCCCCAUCACCCGUUUGCACCUCCCCACUUUCCCGGAUCCAUGUUUCCACCCCCAUUUUUUAUGCCUCCGCACUUCGCUUCCUCUCCCAGAGGAGGUUCUUCUUCAUCUAUCCCUUCUCUCAACCCACUAGCAAUACGAGGAGCAGAAAAACAUACCUUGGAAGACUCGGCCGAUAACUCUAAUUAUUUUCCUUUCAAAGAAUCGCAGGGACCCGCUAAGAAACGAAAAGUAAGGGAAUCCCCAACUGCUGCAACAACUACACACGCCACACCCGCCGAAAAUUUCGUGAGCUCUUCCAGUAUCAUGGCUGCGGGAGGUGGAAGGUUAUUAGAAAAAAUCGUAAACAAAAUAAAGAAAAAGGGAGCUUGAAUGAUUGGUCGAUGCAACAUGCAUGAUAGGUUUGAAGGCUGCUGCUUUGUUAGUCAAAGGAAUAUGAUUUUAUUAUAAAGCAUGCAUUUUUUCCUGUUGGUAUUUAUAAUUACGAAAUCUAUUUGCCGCGCGAUGAUCAUUUUUGUUCCUAUCUUGAUUCUAUUUUUUAGAUACCAGUUUGUUUGUCUCAGGAAAAUGCGAAACUACAAAUCCAGUUAAAAAUGAUUCUUUUUUUUUAAAAAAAAUGAUAUUUAUAUAAUUUUUUUUAUAAAAUAUAUAAUAUUUCGAUAUCAUGUAACAUAUUAAAAUUAUUUUAAAAUAAUACAUUAAAGUAUCCUUAGAAGUUUUAUAUGCGCAUUAAUUGUGAAUUUUUUUUCUAGGAACACCUAAGCCCCCCCCCCCCAAGCCCCUUCACCUUUUAUUUCUACAAAUUGAGGAAAAUAGAUUCUUAUUUUGUAAUAAGAGAUUUAUUCGUUGAUUGGGUUGUUCAUAUGGCACAUUGUAUUUCUUUUGUAUUAUAUAGUUUAACCCUAAAAUACAAGUAUUUGUUUGGCACCUGCUAACUAAUAUAUCUAUUUCAUUUUUAUAAUCUUUUUUAAAAAAAAAAUUAUAUUAUAUAUUUAUUGAUGAUUGUAACAUAAAUAAAAUAAAUUUUUAUCUUUGUGUCCCCAA